CUUUAANUCAAGUUAUGGGACAAAUGCGAAUAACAGAUCGCAAACUGUGUUAUUUUGUAGUAUAUACUCCUAAUUGGACAAGUAUACAGGAAAUUAAAUAUGACGAAAUAUUUUGGAACACAAAAAUGGCCGAAAAACUUAAAAGGUUUUAUAUGGAGUGUUUACUACCAGAAAUUGUCGACCCGCUUUAUGGUAGACGCUUCGAAAUCACGGAUAUUAGAGAACCCGAAUAUAUAAAGGAGGCACAAAGAAAAAAAUUAAAAUAAGUAAUAAUAAUACCUAGGUAUACCUGUAUGCAAUACGCAGUACGCGUAUCAAAUUAUAUUAAAGUUCAUAAUAUUAUUA
Molecule: messenger RNA, 345 nt
Organism: Myzus persicae (green peach aphid)
Lineage: Eukaryota; Metazoa; Arthropoda; Insecta; Hemiptera; Aphididae
Exons: 2
Coding region: 15-266 (83 amino acids)
Source: RefSeq, a predicted model, not a curated record